CACAUUUCCGCAUUUCCAUCAUGCUGCACUCGGUUGUGGUUGCUGCGCUGCUGCUUGCGGCAAACGUCAAUGGGCUCGGCGCGAAUACCACACUCGUCCUCAACAAGCGGUACUGCGAGAUUCUCUACGUGUCGACGGAGAACGGGUCGUUCACUGCCGAUGUGUUCAACACAUUCGGCCUCAACGACUGCCCCGAGCCCUUAUGGAAUGCAAUUACUCCAGAGAACGCCAAGAGCGACCCGAACACCAUCGCCGUCGUCCUCAAUGGCCCUCGGUACUGGCGAAUGGACGAGUUCGGCCCACUGACAUCGCCAGUCGUCAAACAGCGCGUCGUCAAGUAUGUCGGUGGAAUCGGGAUGUCGCUCGCGGGUCGAGUUACCAUUCCUAAGAUGCCGAUUGCCCCGACAAGCUACACGAUGUCGAUGGUGAAGCGGAAUGCCCAAUGGAUCUGGCGCGCUGGGUCGAUGGUGCUUUUGCUGACCAAUACUACAUCCGGUGACACCUUCAUCAUGCAAUCCAACAAAGCCAAUUCGACCGAAGACAUCAACGACCUGGAAUCGUUGGGGACGCGAUUCAAGGACUUGCCACCAUCGUGGACGUUCACGGCAACGCGAUUAUCCCAAGAUUUGAACAUCACAACGCCCGCUCUUGUCGGUGGGACAGCUGAGUUUGGCAUUGUUGUCCAAGACGAGUUCCAGAACACCUACUCGUAUACACAAGACGUGGAUGCCCUCGCGAUCCGCAUGGGACUGGUACCAAAGCCGACGAGUUCACUGUCCAAGGCAUCAGGGAUUCCUGUCGCGUCGGCGUCGGUCGUCCUUCUCUUCUGCAUCGCGUUGCUGCUUUUCCUGGAAUAAAGUCCUCCACAUCUUUACCUUAAUUGGCUAUAAAUAAUCCAAUCACUCGUCUUUAAUCGAAA
Molecule: messenger RNA, 919 nt
Organism: Aphanomyces invadans
Lineage: Eukaryota; Oomycota; Saprolegniomycetes; Saprolegniales; Verrucalvaceae
Exons: 1
Coding region: 21-857 (278 amino acids)
Source: RefSeq, a predicted model, not a curated record